AUGGCGGGCUGGUCGUCGCUCCCGGGGGACCUCGUCAACCUCGUCGCCGACCGCCUCCUCACCACCAGCGACCUCGAUUCCUACAUGGACCUCCGCGCCGUCUGCCACGGCUGGCGGUCCGCCACCGCCGACCCUAGGAAGAGUCCGCGCGAGCCGCGCUUCCGGCCGCGCGACUGGGUCACGCUCGGCGAGGCCCACCAGAGCGACGGCGCGCGGCUCUUCGUGAACGCCGCCACCGGCCGCUUCGUCCGCAAGGACCUUCGCCCGGUGUUCCAGAGCUACUUCCUGCUCGUCGCCGGCGCCGGCGGCGGCUCGCUCGUCCUCGCCGGGGGAAGCUCGCCGCACGCCGCGUGCCUCCUCAACCCUUUCACGGGCUCCUUUGUCCAGUUCGCGGCGCCAGUGCCUCCCGAGUUGGAGUUGGAGCUCAAGGUUGCUGCUCACGUGAUCGGCGGCUCUUCGCCGAAGCUCAUCCUGCUCAGAGUAGGUGCCGAUAAUACUACCAUAUACUGGGCUGAUCCCAACAGCGGAAGUUUCAACGUGUUCAAGCAGAAUCACUGCGACUCUCGUUUGGCCGGCCAGGCCCUCGUCGGCGGCAUCUACGCCGCCGGCCUUGAGCUCGAGCAGCAUGGAUCGCCGCCGUCGACGCUUCUCCAUCCCACGGUCAGCAAGAUCAUGGGUCUGGUGAAGACGAGGCCGCCGCUCACCAACGAUUACUUCUCGAGCAAUGCAACAUUGGCAUGGAGGAAUUGUUUCCUCGUGGAAUCGGCAGGAGAAAUCCUCAUCUGUUUCGUGCUGCGCCGCUGGCCGAAGGUUUACAUGGAGGUUUUCAAGAUGGCCACCGGGAGCAAUGCGCUUGAACAGGUGAAGAGCAUAGGCAACCGUGCCAUCUUUGUCGGUGCUCGCAGGUCCCUCUCCGUCGAUGCCGACAAGUUCGCGUCCGUCGAAGCUAACUGCAUCUACUACGUCCAUGGCUCCUCGUCCUCCUACCACGUCUACAACCUCGAGGACGAGGAAGAAGUGAGGGGCGGUGGGGCCUUUGUUGAGUUACACCACCGCACUUUUAGCAUGAAGGCUUGCCCUAGUGUCGUUCAGCUUCUUUGCCGUUACACAUCUAAUGUCGAGCACUCCCAGCUUGGGUUGGAGCUGCUGCGUCAACGGUUGCGUGAAUGGGAUAUUAGCAUGCAAGAUUGUGCAUAUCACUAA
Panicum virgatum (switchgrass) is the source of this 1203-nucleotide messenger RNA. RefSeq lists its product as uncharacterized. The coding region runs from base 1 to 1203 and encodes 400 amino acids. Lineage: Eukaryota; Viridiplantae; Streptophyta; Magnoliopsida; Poales; Poaceae. The transcript has a single exon. The record is from RefSeq and is a predicted model, not a curated record.